Messenger RNA from Esox lucius (northern pike), 672 nucleotides. RefSeq names its product translation initiation factor IF-2-like. The transcript has a single exon. The record is from RefSeq and is a predicted model, not a curated record. Lineage: Eukaryota; Metazoa; Chordata; Actinopteri; Esociformes; Esocidae. The coding region runs from base 1 to 672 and encodes 223 amino acids.
AUGUUCCAGCCUCUUCCCCGGAGCUCGAGGUCCCGGCCUCUUCCCCGGAGCGCGUGGUCCCGGCCCCUUCCCCGGAGCGCGAGGUCCCGGCCCCUUCCCCGGAGCGCGAGGUCCCGGCCCCUUCCCCGGAGCGCGAGGUCCCGGCCCCUUCCCCGGAGCGCGAGGUCCCGGCCCCUUCCCCGGAGCGCGAGGUCCCGGCCCCUUCCCCGGAGCGCGAUGUCCCGGCCCCUUCCCCGGAGCGCGAGGUCCCGGCCCCUUCCCCGGAACGCAAUGUUCCGGCCCCUUCCCCAGAACGCAAUGUUCCGGCCCCUUUCCCAGAGCGCGAGGUCCCGGCCCCUUCCCCGGAGCGCGAGGUCCCGGCCCCUUCCCCGGAGCGCAGGGUCCCGGCCCCUUCCCCGGAGCGCAGGGUCCCGGCCUCUUCCCCGGAGCGCAGGGUCCCGGCCUCUUCCCCAGAGCGCGGGGUUCCGGCCCCUUCACCGGAGCGCGGGGUUCCGGCCCCUUCACCGGAGCGCGGGGUUCCGGCCUCGUCACCGGAGCACGGGGUUCCGGCUCCUUCACCGGAGCGCAGGGUUCCGGCCCCUUCACCGGAGCGCGGGGUUCCGGCCUCAUCACCGGAGCAGGGGGUUCCGGCCUCGUCACCGGAGCAGGGGGAUCCGGCCUCUUCUCCAAUAG